UAGAUUAACAGUAGGUGGUUAAAUUAGUUACAGCGUUUAUAAGCUUUAAAUAUUUUGUAGAGUGAUCUGAUAUUUGACAAAGAUGAAAACCAAAGGAUGUUUGCUAUUUCUUCAGUUGCUAAUAUUUUUGAAUAUGCACCUGUGUGUCAAAGCAAUGAAAACUGAAGGAUGCCUUGUUUUUCUUUACCUGUUAAUGUCUUUAAACACUCACUUAUGUGACAAAGAUGAACUUGGACCCUUUGUCUCAAAAGAAAAAGCGGCAUCGUACCUCCAAGGAAGAUCUAAACGUGUCAAACGAGGCAUCAAUGAAGAAUGUAGCGAAUCAGGAGGUUGCUCUUACGAAGAGAUAAGGGAAAUUGGCGUCAGUGACGUGUGUGCGUGGAUGAAAAACAGAUUAUGCAAUCAGCUUUACUGUGCACCUGGAUAUAUAUGUGUCACAACUCUCAAGGACUGUAGCAAACUGCACAGAUACAGAGUAGGUUGUGAAGAAAUAGACGAGUGCGCAAGCAAUCCUUGUCAAAAUGGCGGAACGUGUUUCGAUAAUAUCAACAGCUUUUCCUGUUCCUGUCCUGAGCAUGUCCAUGGAACAAUGUGUGAAAAUGAGUAUCCAAAGCUUUCACGUUCACCUCUAUCGUCGACCUGUUCUUGCUAUGGAACAAAUUGUGGAAUAGGCUCUUUUGUCGGACAGCGGAUGUGUACUAAGGUUGACAUCCUUUUCUUGAUCGACGACUCCAGCAGUGUUUCAUAUUCAGGAUUCACGUACGCUAAAAGUGUUGCAGCCAAAUUGGUAGAUUGUCUUACGAUUGGACCCGAUGACGUGAGAGUUGGAAUGAUGACGUUUGGUUCAACUAUUUCGACACGAUUUACUUUUAGUCAGUUUUUUGACAAAAAUCAGAUAAAGUCUUCAAUCAUUGGAUCAUCAUAUCGAGGUGAUAUAAGAACAUACACUUAUAUACCUCUACAGAAUGCUUUACAUUUGAUGACGUCAAACCAAGCAGACACACUUGAUAUAGUAAUAGUUUUAACUGACGGAAAAUCAAAUAACGAUGUCGUGUAUGCAUCGCAAGCACUUCAUUCGGCUGGUGUAUAUACGUUUGCAAUGGGAAUCGGAGCCGUUAUAGACUCGAACAAUCUACAGACGAUUGCAAGAAACCCAAAUACAGACUACCACGUAUCAACAAACGAUUACACUGAUCUUCACAGAAAGGUUUCAAAACUAAUUAACGGUCUUUGUACAGGUUACUCUCCGCCGGAAAUACUCACGUGCGAAAUGGAAAUCCAAGACAGUUUUGGUGAAAAAGUUCAUUCUCCUACCAUUGGUUCAUCGCACUGCCUUAACCAACAGCAUUUUUACGGAAAAUAUCAACCCGAAUUUAUAUUUACUGACGUGAUGAUAGACGGUGAAAAUAAAGGAUUUCGACCAACGCUAGCCUAUUCAGAUUUUCAUUUUGGUGUUGCUACCGCUCACGUUGAGUUACUUAAAAAAUUAAAAUCAGGUACAGACAUAGCUAUAAGCAGGCAUGCUAUAAAGAUUUCCAGUGAUUAUCAACGCCUUUUUUCUAGAUUGGUCAACCUGACAAAUUCUGUCAAGUUUUCUGACAGUGAAAGGUUGUGUUUGAAGUAUGAUACAGAAGUUGGCGGAAAUGUAAUGUUCGAGUCAAAGACCUAUCACUAUGGAAGAUCAUCAGCCCAGAGGACCCUUUGUUACUUCUAUGACGACCAAGCUCCGCGUCAUUGUUCAGACUUGGGGACAUGCACAUAUUCUCCACUUCAACUUUCUGUUGAUAUAACCAAUGCUUCAACUUUAUCAGUGUCAUUUACUGGUUGGUCAGAUGUAGAUAUUGAUGGAACAUCUUCAAUAUUUGCUUCAGGAAUAAGUCAUUUGGAAAUAACUCUUCAUGAAAUGGAAUAUAGCAAUGGUAUCCUUAAAAUGAAACAUAAUUCGAAAAUCCCUAAGACGGUUUGCCACAACUGCAGCAGUUUUGUUAUAAACAUUACACAUACAGAUGACCCUAUUCUCUAUGGCGUUGUAGUAGAAGUAGUGGACGUCGCUCUUAACCCAAGACAGGCUCGAAGAUUUGUUCUAUAUGAUGCAUCAUCUCAAAUGAAAAUACACAAACAUUAUGACUUGCGUGUAACAUCAGCAUCUGCAAAAACAAAUUUUCUCUGGCAAACUGACCACGGCAGCUUGUGCUAUAACUGGACCAAUAGAUAUUAUAAUAAUAAAUUUGUGCAUUACAAUCCUCUUAGUCCCAUUGAUGCUGGCGUACACAACCAUUUUACUGGGGUGUAUGAACAGACAACAGGUAAAUUCCCAGUGACGGGAACAGCAAAUAUUCACGGCAUUACAAGCUUUCGUUAUACGAUACAAAAAGAUCUGAUAGAUAUGGUUAGUGACCAGUUAACACCAAAUUUUCCCGAGGAAAAUAUUUGUGUCCCAGUUUCUGGUGUAAAUGAUGGGAACACGAUAACUUUUAGAAUUAGCGCCAAUGACAUUAUUGGUCAUGAAAUUAAGGAAAGUGUUGUUCAUCACAUUGAUUCCUCCCCACCAGAAAUUAGCAAUGCGUGGUUAAUACGUGACGGUAUAAGAGAAAUAUUUGUUCAUAAUAUGAAGGACCUAUCUGCUAUGAAAUUACAGUUCAAGGCAUUUGAUGUUCACAGUGGAUUAGUCAGUGUGCAUUGGUCCAUACGAAAUGAAGACGACAAUACUGUAUUUGGAAAUGGGGCUCUUGGCGUAUAUUCCAUUGCAAAUUGUGCCAUCAGUAAACACUGCUAUUGUCCCUCAAUAGGGGAGUGCCAAUUAAUGAAUUACACUCUUGUCAUGAAUUCCCUGGUUGUAAAUGACACGCAUAUUGGAGAACAUCAUAGAAAAUACGUAAUCGAGUUAGAGGUAGUAAAUCAUGCUGCACUACGAACUACAGAAAGCGUUACCAUUCUUGUUGACGAAUCAGCACCAGAAAUGGGUGUUGUUCGAGAAGGGAGUCAAGGUUCCUCUGAUAUCGAUUAUAUUUCCAAACCAAACAUUACCAUUUCUUGGAGAGGAUUUAUAGAUCACGAGAGUGGUAUAAAAUUUUAUCGACUAGGACUUUCUAAUUCCUGUCUGAGCUUAGAAGAGUUAUGGCACCCCAAUAGUUCAAACGUUGAGUACCAUGACACAGAGGAGUUGAGUAUGCAUGUAUUAAUAUCAUCAGAGGAAAAAAUGUAUUCGUCAGUAAUUGCUUUCAAUAACGCUAUGGAGCCCUCCAAAGUAGGAUGUAGCGAUGGUAUACUUGUGGACAGGACUCCACCAAUUAUUUCAAAUGUUUCGAUUAAAAAUCUAAGAAUAAACCCGUCUAUUGGUUGUGCAGACGGUUCAUUUUGGUAUGUGAACGAGGAUUUAAUAAAGACAAAAGUAGCAUGCAAUAGUACAUGCAGUUCAAACGACCCACUGAUAAAUGUCUUACCAGAAAACCCAAUUAAAAGUAAAACUACUAAAGACGUCUGUUUGUUGCCUGCCUUCACAAAUGAGUAUCUUUAUAUUGGAAACGAUUUGUUGGAUAUUUCAUGGAAUAUAAGUGAUAUUGAAAGUCAAAUUCAAGAAGUUUUUAUUGGAAUUGGUUCUUCACAAUCUUCUAUUUCAUCACCUGAUAUUUCCGGAUAUUCCAAAACUCACCACAAUACGUUCUAUCGUCUUCGACAUUCUGGAUUAGGUGGAAAUGGUAUUGUAUUUGUUUUCAUCAAAGCCGUUAAUAAAGCGAAUAAAGAGACGGCUGUGGCAAUUGGGCCAAUUAUUGUUGACGAAACUCCGCCGUUAUGCCUCAAACCAACAACAGAUUUAACAAAGGACUCGGUAAUCGUAUCUUGGUCUACUGACGACUUUGAAGAUAAUCAACAAAUUGGAAACCUAAAGACAAUCUACUACAGGCUUGUUUCCAAAGGUUCAAUGGUAAGGACCGACUUUGCAAAAUGGACAAACCAUAGUUUAUGCUCUAAUGGACGCUAUUGCGUCACGUUCCCCUUAUCUCAAAUCCAGCAUAUCGAUAUGGGAAGUGGGCGGGUUUAUCAAGUUGAGUUUCACGCCUACAACGAAGCAGGACAUUUUUGCGAUAUCCUCUCUCAGGAUAUUAUUCUUCCUUCUCCUUUUCGUCCAACACGAGGAAUGGUAUAUGAUGUUGAUGUUGUUACAAGUGAGGAAGAUGCUUAUGUAGAAGAUAUUGAUGCUUCUUUUACAUUGGAUUCCUUCUGUGUAUACUUGAAAGGCAUACAUCACUUGGAAUCUCUUAUUUAUGAACUAGGAGUUGGACUUAGUAAAGCAAAUGAUGAUGUAAUAUCAUUGCAUCGUGUAAAUGGGUCAUUCUUUAACAAUGGUGCAUAUUUUUGUGAAAACACUUCAAAGUUAAAACCAUAUCAGAAAUAGUUUGUCUUAUUGAAAGGGUCUAGUUCCGGAGGAAGUAUUACUUUAUCAAGUGAUGGUUUUGUAAAAAUAAACAAAAAGGAUUUCGAAAAUUUACUGAAAAUUAAUGAUGGUCCAGGGUGUACAUCAACAAAUCUGGUCUUGCAAGAAAAUCUUGUUCUAAGUGGCACAAAUGUUAUCCUAAACACAUCAUUGCCCCUCGUUAUUGGAUCUGUCUAUACGGCAUUUGUAAAUGCAUCAGCUGAUAUAAUUUCAAUAAAAGGAGAAGAGGCUUCCAUCAUUUCAAAAUCGGACAACUCAUUCACAUUUAUGCCACUUAGUCAUUUGCCAGUGUUUACUAUUUCUGUCAGUUUGACAGACUUAAAAUCUAACGUUGUUGACUUAUUCAGAUGUGAGGAAGACGUGGAUAUACAAGAUCAGUUUACAGAUAUUGGUGCCAAUCUGUUUAUAAAUUCAACUUUGGACCAUCAUAUAAGCCAUUACGAACUAUCGUUAAUGUCAUGUGGAAGUUCAAUGAACGGAGUAUGCAAUUCAGUUAUUUCAAAACGCGUUGGAAAACAAAAACAUUACAUGUUCACGGAAGUGCAUAAUAUUCUUACAGAGGGAUAUUACAAAAUUUUGCUUCGUUUAUGCUUCCGGAGCAAAUGUUUUCCUGGUGGAUAUUCAGACGGGUUUUAUCUUGAAUCGACUGACCCAGAGUUUGGAAGCUUUUCAGCUGAGCUGGAUUCAGAUAGCGAAGAAUGUGUUGAUAUUCAAUUGCACUUCCAAGAGUUUCGUUGUUCAUAUCCUUUGGAUACCUUUGCAAAGUUUUAUAGAUGGGCGAUAUUCACCGAUGGUGACACAGAUGGAUCGAUACAAUUAACUGACUACAAAAUACAAAUCAACAACACAAGAGAAAUAAGAACAUGUAUAAGCAUGCCUGGUCAUCCACAUCGAGCCUUGCGUGCCUGUUUGGAAGGUUACUGUAGGUCAGGGAAAGUAUCUAAGACGUGUACUUUUAUCAACGUUAUACAGGAUCCGAACUAUUAUAACAAACGGGUUGUUUAUGACCUGGAUGCCCGGUCGGAAUUUUUUUCUGCCUUGGAUGCUUAUAAAUAUACCAGAAAUAUCGGAAACAAGCUAAAAGAAUUGCACACCAACGAAAUAAAUUAUAGAACACAGUUCUUCCGACCAGGUGCCUUUAUUAUCGGUUUAGGGAAAACGAUAAAUGUUUGGUGUAUCUCCAAAUCUGCCCGUGUUCCUAUGCGAUGUGAGGAGGACGACUCGUGUUUAGAAUUAAAGAGAGAAACAGGUGGCCUAGUGAAAUUUUCGUCCAAAUUACCCAUGGAAUAUAAUACUAUGUAUUACAUUUGUGUCAACAUUACAUCUAAUGUAAGUAGCAGUCAGUGCAGCAAUGGCUUCAUAAUUGAUCGGGAUCCACCCUCAAAGGGAGAAGUAUAUAUUAAAACAAAAAAGAACGGAUACAUAACAGAUGAUUCUCGACUUGAUAUACACUUGCAUGGGUUUACCGACGAUAACAAAUUCAGAAAUCUGGGAUAUCCAUCAAGCAUUCAAUUCUACGAAAUUGCAAUUGGUACCAAGAAGGAAACUGGUGACGUAUUAACAUUUCAGAACAUUGGAUUGUUAUCGGCAAUAUCAAUUUCAAACACAUCUUUGGUUGGAGGGACCUCUUAUUACUUUUCCGUUAAAGCUCACGACCAUGCUGGCAAUUUCAUGACUGGAUCGUCAAAACCAUAUAUUUUUGAUAAAACGCCACCGACCCAUGGAGAUGUUUACGUUGGUUAUUACCUUAAUCAUAAAUCCUAUGUAAAACCAAGUAGACUUUUAGUUCAAUGUAUUGGUUUUCUUGAUCAUGAAAGUGGCAUUGAAAAGUUUGAGAUCGGAGUAGGAAGCACAAAAGAGUCGGCUGACGUAUUUCCGUUGUUUGACCAUCACUACACGAAUACACCAAUUGAAGUACCAGCACAUAAUAUUUUAUUUGACGGUCAUGUAUAUUACAUCAUAGUUGUGGUGUGGAAUUAUGCUGGUUUAUCUACGUCUGGGUUUUCUAACCCAUUUAUUUUCGAUAGUUCACCACCAGAAAAAGGCGUCGUAAGAGAGGGGCAUGCUCACAAUCAGAGAGACGAAGAUUACACAACCGAUUCAACAGUACAUAUUCAUUGGACGGAAUUUGUAGACAAGCAUUCACCAAUAGACUACUACAGAAUCGGUCUUGGCUCCGGAGUUGGUCUAUUAGAUAUACAUAAUUUUAUCUAUAUCGGUAAAAAACAAGAGUGGACAUGGACAUUGUCUUUUAUCCCGGGAAAACGAUAUUUCUCGACAGUGGAAGGUUGUAACAUGGCUGGAUUGUGUAGCCAGACUUCUUCCAAUGGUAUUGUUAUUGACUCUUCUCCCCCUGUUCCGGGCUUCGUUUCUAUUGGAGCCGAAAAUGUCAAAUACAUCCCACAAAGAUCAUCCUUGGCUCUGGAAUGGGGAAAUUUUGCCGACAUUCAAUCUGGAAUAGUGCAUUAUGAGAUUUGUGUUGGAACUAGUAAACUUAAUUGCAACAUACUGCGGUGGAAAAAUGUCCGACUAGAACAGACUGCUUUGUUGUUGAACUUAGCUUUACCAACUAACCAAGACUUAUACGCCGUCGUAAAGGCCACAAAUAGGGUUGGUCUUUCAACGCGACAAACUUCUCACAGUUUUAGAGUGGAUGAUACUCCACCUACAGUUACUAAAUUACCGAUAUUCAUAAGCAGUGAAGAUGCUUCAUCAAUAUAUGAUUCAUCUGUUGUACGAGUUGAGUGGGGAUUUGAUGAUAAAGAAAGUCCGAUUAAGAUGACUCUGCUUUCCUUAAGGCUUCAAGAUGGAGCUCAUUCAGAAAUUGAUAACAUAGUUGUAAACAGUAAGGACAUGUUUGUAAAGUCCCUUAGUUCGAAGGAGUGGUUAAAGGACGGGGACAGUUAUUAUGUUGUUGUAACUUCCUGUAACAUGGCCGGGUUGUGCGAGUCGAUCAAAAGUGAAACCGUUGUGUUUGAUGGAACACCGCCAAUACAUGGACAUGUGCUUGAUGGAGGAACGUGGUCAAAUGCAAACUCUACAAUAAUAUUAAAGUGGAAAAGUUAUGAUGAUCCCGACUCUGGAAUCAGUUCGUAUUUCAUAACUAUUGGGAAAACCCACAAUGGCAUGGAGAUCAGUAGGGGUAUAGUCAAUGUAGUACACAAUGGCGAUGAAAAGUCAAUACAGACUGGUGUCUUCAACAUUUCGCAAUUGAUUAAAUCUGGAGACAAAAUUGUUUUUUCUAUAUGGGCAAGAAAUAAGGCGAGUUUGAACGGAACAAUAAGGAGACUAACUUUUAUCGCAGUUUCCAAUGAUCAAAACAACACUGGCGGUAACCUUAUAGUUGAAAGACAUUCGUGUAGUGUAUCUUAUUGUACGAAUGAAUGCACAUGCACAAUACUUGGUGGGAAAUGCAAUCAUAUUCAAAAUACACACGAAUGCACACAAUCAAACAAUUCACAGAUGUCGGUCAACUCUAAAAUAGCAUUACGUAUCUUGGGAUCACCUUCUGAUGACUGGACAUCUUCAACUCGCUGUUUGGGUGUUGAAUGGCAUUCGCAAAAUAUAACUGUAUUAAGGUACGAAUGGAGCAUUGGUUAAAAUCAUAUGCCUUAUGGUUAUGGAAUAUUUGAUACCACAAUCGAGCAAAUUUGGCAUGAUAUCAGCUUACAAACUCGCGUUGCCUACUGCUUACCAAAAAAGAGACAACUUCUAAACGGACGACAGUAUGUUGCAUACCUAAGGACUUGGGUUACGGAAAAUGAAUAUAUUUUAACACAAUCAAAACCAAUUAUAAUCGACACAACACGGCCAAGCAUUCGUAGGGGAAGGUUUAUAAUUGAUUCAGACGCAGAGUGUAUACGUGACAAGGAAUUUGCAAACAAUAAAGCCUUAAAAACAUGUUGGAAAGGCGUUUUUGCUGAUGAACAGUCAGGAAUAAAAGAAUUCAGAAUGAUGAUUGGUGUGUCUCCCGGAGGACAUGAAAUCUCUGGAAUUCAAAGUGUAGGACUGGCAACAAAUUUUUCUUGGAAUUUUCCUGAUCUAGAGCCAGGAGUAAAAUAUUAUUCUUCGGUUGAAGCUGUUAAUUUUGUUGGUCAGUCCACUAAACUUACUUCAGACGGUAUCACUAUUGACUCUACCCCUCCGGACUCUGGAAUUGUGUUUACAACUAAUUUUUUUUCAUAAUGAAAGGUGGCUUAAGGAAACGUCAGCGAUAAGUGCCUCCUGGGAAGGGUUUACUGAUUUUGAAUCAUCUAUAGAUCAUUACAUUCUUUCAGUUAUAGAUGCUGACCAAAAUGUUAUUGUACAAGACCUCAAUGUAGGGUUUUUAAACAAAUACACUAUAACGGAUCUUUUACUCAUUCAUGGGAUGAGCUACUUCAUAAAUGUGAGAGCAGUUGAUAUGGCAGGACACAUCAGUAAUAUUUCUAGAUCUGAAGCCAUCACUGUUGAUAAGACCAUGCCGGAAGGAAUAUUAUGCAAAACGUUUUUGGAACACUCAAACGUAACGACAAAAAUUUUAACAAAUCAUAAACAAGUGAUAAAAGAUGUUUUUCGAUUGAAUCACUCUACACUGUAUAAAGUUGUAAUCGAUGGAGAAUUAGAUAUAGAUAUACACGAUAUGGUAAUAGAUAUUGAUGGAAAUCUAUAUGAGGUGGCUUUAAACGAACAAUCCUCUGAAAUAUCAUUUAUGUCGAAAACAUCAACAUCAGACAUGGGUGUCUACGUUAAUUCUCCGCAAAACCAGAGCUUAUCAUUAAGAAUUACUAUGUUGGAAUGUAAAGUUUCAGAGAUUGGUGAUAUUGAAGCAUUAGUUGUUCGACAAAUUUCUCCAAACUUUUUGACGAUUGCCGCAAAUGUUAUGGAUAAAGAAAGUGAAAUACGACACGUAGAGAUGUAUUUUGGAACUCACUCAAGGGGACGACAGCUCAAAACAAUAAAAGCAACCUCUCCAUUUACAAUUCACAAAGUGUUUAUGCCAAUUUCACACGGAACAACUUUGCAUAUAUCCGCCAUGGCCGAAAAUAAUGCAGGCUUUAAAAAGUAUUUUUAUUCCAAUGCAAUUGUAUGGGAUCACACACCACCAAAUUUACAUAUUAAGAAUGUUUCUGUCAGUUAUGUUGACGAAAAUGGCGAUACCUUGACUUUGAUAACCGUUGACUGGAAAUUAGAUGAAAACGAAAGUGAAGUUGCAUACUGCCAAUGUGCCUUUGGGAAUGAGGUAGCCUUACAAAAUCUCCAAAGCUGGGAAAUGUCUAGGGAUUUAUUUUCUUGUCAAUCGAGGUUUAGUAUUCCACAUGGGUCAAACGUAUUUCCUUCGGUGCAAUGUUUUAACAGAGUUGGUUUGCAAAGAGUAUUAAACAGGAAUUUACCCGUGGUUGUCUCAUUUGAUUCUCCUCGACCACUUUCUAAAGAUGUACAUUUUGUUGUAAACAGUGUCAAAGUUCAAAACUCAGUGAACGUUCAACGGAUUUCUACGACACUUUAUAUCCACUGGCCUGUAUUUAGUGACAUUUCAGGAAUAUCAAAAUAUAGUGUCUGUAUAAAGUCCGACAACUUAGUGGUUUAUGAUUGGCAAAGCAUAGGUAGACACAAUUACUUCUCAGCCGACGAAAUAUUGCUCACCACGACCAGGAACUAUACUGUGCUUGUAUCAGGGACUAACGUUGGAGGGAGAACUAGUGACCCCAUAAAUGGUUCAAUAUCUGUUAUAAACGUUGUUCCUGUACAAACCGGAAACUCUUGUUUAGCUAAUGAAACAAUGAAUGGAAACGUUUUGGUAACGUGGACAGAUGUAUUCAGCUUGACCACUGAAAUGGAACCUUAUUACAUUGUUUACCUUGGAUCUGAUGUUGGAUUCUCAGAUCUUCUUCAAAAUUUUAAAACAAGUGACACUGAGUAUUUGUUAUUGACUAAACCAAAACAAGUGUAUGCCGUAAUAACUGCGAAAUAUGCAACCGGUUCUGAAUCAACUUACCGUGAGUUGAUCAACAUAAACAACUUCUAACUAAGAAAGCACCUAAUGUAUACUGUGUGGAGACUUUGUCAUAAGGUACCAAAAAGAAAAUCCCCACGUACAACUUCUAACAUUAAUUUUUUUUUAUUUCGACACAUUAUUAUUAAAUAAAGGUGAAUAAAGUAAUAUAAUGAAUUUAUCUUAUAAUCAAGAGAUAUAUUUUCACAAACCAACAAUUCUAAUAAAAAGAUUGCAUUAAUUCAUUUUUAAGUAAGUUAUAAUCGCGAAUUACAAAGUAACUAUAUGCUACAUUUUAUUAUAAUAGUUUGCAUUUUAAAUCAUGUAACCAUUUCCAAGUGCAUGUAUAGUUUCGAUCUAAUUACCUGAGCGUGAAUGAUUAAUGAAUUUAUUUUUUUAGCCACGAGACAUAUUUUCUUUAAACAGCGAUUUUCGUAAAGCAUUGCUUGAAUUUUUUUUUUAAAUUGCAAAUUACAUCGUUGAAAAGUUACAUUCUCGAAAAGAAUAUAUUUAGAUAUUAAUAAAAAAAUUAGUAAAGCACAAGGCAAUCCCUCUUCCGUCCCAUAUAUGGUAAUACUUUUUUGAAUAUGCAUUCAAUUAAUUUAUUACCCAGUAUUAAUUUUUACAUACCAUAGGUAUUUAUAUAAAAUUUGUGUGUGCAUAUUUUCGUUAUAUACAUAAAUCCAUUUAUAACUCAGUUAUUUUGUACAUAUCAUUUCCCUUUUUAGUGUUUAUCUCAAACUCAGUAAAACAAUGUUGUUAUAGCCUUUGUUUAACCUUUAAGUUAGCCUGUUUUAUAUGAUUAAACAGUUUAA
Molecule: messenger RNA, 11224 nt
Organism: Magallana angulata
Lineage: Eukaryota; Metazoa; Mollusca; Bivalvia; Ostreida; Ostreidae
Exons: 21
Molecular function (GO): protein binding; calcium ion binding
Source: RefSeq, a predicted model, not a curated record